This is a messenger RNA of Mobula hypostoma (lesser devil ray), 753 nucleotides long. Its product is annotated as tumor necrosis factor receptor superfamily member 13B. The record is from RefSeq and is a predicted model, not a curated record. Gene Ontology annotation, cellular component: plasma membrane. The transcript has 4 exons. Lineage: Eukaryota; Metazoa; Chordata; Chondrichthyes; Myliobatiformes; Myliobatidae. Gene Ontology annotation, biological process: negative regulation of B cell proliferation; hematopoietic progenitor cell differentiation; B cell homeostasis. The coding region runs from base 1 to 753 and encodes 250 amino acids.
AUGAGUCGCUGUUCAGAUGAUGAAUACUGGGACGACCUCCUGAGACGCUGCUGCAAAUGUCAACACUGUGGGCGAAACUGUCACAAAAUCUGGAAAUGCAACAAUUCCCCAGGGUUUUAUUGGGACAAACUGCUACGCAAAUGUAUCAAAUGUGUUGAUGUGUGCGGCCAACACCCUCAACAAUGCUCAGACGUUUGCAAUGAGAUCACAAGCUCAAGUCAAGACACCCCAGCCAGUCUCAAAUACUGCCUACCCAACGAAGACAGCUAUAAUAUCCUCAUCUUCGUGUUCCUGGCAGCAAGUCUCUUCGUUGUUAUAUGUCUAUUUCUGAUACUGCUGGUUUACACUGUCAAAAGAAGAAAUAUUUUCAAAUGUGACACUGCUGCUUCCAGUCACAAGAUGGGUCCCCCAUCAGAAGACAGGGCCAGCUCCUUUUCUUCAGACAAACUGCUGCAACGGGGCGUUGAAAAAGAUGAUCAGAACCAAAGCAUCUCCUCCGAUCCAUCAUCUGAGCCGUCGGAAACUUGCAGCUACUGUUUUUCGGAGCAGAGGAUCAGCGGGAAAGAACGAAAGCUGUCGUCAAACCUGGCAAUGUCCCAUCCGUGUAUGCAGAUAGCACCUGUCACCGACACACGAGCUCUACUCUCCGCCAGCGUCCCCCAAAACAAACCGUUUCAGAUCAUUUGCUCUCCCUCUCAACCCAGCACAAAGGAAAUAGAGAGCUUCCUAGAGAAGAGCCACCUCAAGUACUGA